AUGGCUUCAUCCGGUGUCUUUCAGAACUAUUAUGAAACACAGCUUUCGGAGUCAUCAUCAGAUAUCUCCUGGAUCGGAGGGCUUCAGGUCUUCUGCCUCCUGGUCGUGUCUACCUUGUCAGGCCGCGCUACCCAUGCAGGCCUAGCACGGCCCGUUGUGCUAGCUGGAAGCAUCUUGAUUCUCCUCGGGACAUUCGUGAUCAGCCUCGCAAGCCAGUACUGGCAGAUAUUUCUUGCACAGGGCCUAUGCAUCGGGCUGGGACAGGGGCUUAUUUGGCUUCCCAGUGUUACCGUGAUUUCGACAUACUUUGCGCGGAAUCGCGUUUUUGCAGUGACUGCUGCAGCAACCGGCACGAGCACUGGCGGAAUGGUGUUUCCGGCUAUGAUUCAGUAUCUGACUCCGCAAAUCGCCAAGUGGACAGGCUUCCCCUGGGCCGUUCGCUGCAUGGGCUUCCUGGCGCUGAUUAUGGCGAUCAUCAUCAAUCUUCUCCUUCGGACACGCCUUCCACCUCGCCGAUCCGGCCCUUUGGUGGAAUGGGCCGCCUUCAAAGAACCCUCCUACAUGCUAUUCACGUUUGGCAUCUUCCUCCUUUUACUGGACGCUCUAUUUCGCUUUUUUCUAUCAUUGACACACACAGAUCCAAGUACAGCUGGGGUGAAUCUCGUCAUUGUAAUCAAUGCAGCUGGAAUCCCAAUUCGAGCACCGGGUGGCUAUCUCGCAGACCGAUACACGGGCCCCUUAAACCGUCUCAUUCCCUGGGUAGCAAUCUGUGGUGUUUUGAUGUACUGCUGGAUUGGUGUCCACACAGUGGCCGGGUUAUACCUCUUUGCGGGGCGGUUCCCUUCUCUUACGAAGGAUAUGAGCAAGAUCGGCACGCGAGUGGGUAUGGUUCUUGCGCUGAUGAGCGUGGGACCGUUGACGGGGCCAUCCGUGGCGGGUGCAUUGAUCUCGAGAACUGGGGGGAGGUAUCUUGCUGCUCAGGUGUGGGCUGGUUCGGCUUUUGCUUGUGGGUGCGGGGGUCUUGGUGGGCGCGAGAGUGUUUGUUCCUGGUUGGAGGUUGAUGUAUAG
Messenger RNA from Aspergillus ibericus CBS 121593, 1068 nucleotides. Its product is annotated as MFS general substrate transporter. The transcript is spliced from 5 exons. Gene Ontology annotation, cellular component: fungal-type vacuole membrane. The record is from RefSeq and is a predicted model, not a curated record. Lineage: Eukaryota; Fungi; Ascomycota; Eurotiomycetes; Eurotiales; Aspergillaceae. Gene Ontology annotation, molecular function: transmembrane transporter activity. Gene Ontology annotation, biological process: transmembrane transport. Bases 1 to 1068 code for a protein of 355 amino acids.